AUCCCUGGUAACCUUGGCAUGACUUUCAGUACCUGGGAGACCCUCUGAAACUUAAUCCCUUGUCUGGUCCAGAGUAAGCUUGAUCUUAAGUGGUCAAAGUCACCUUCACACAUGCUACUACAGUGUACGUACUGUACAUGUGAUGCACAUGUGUGUGGGUGGUCAGUGUCAUGGUCAUCCACAUGAAGGAAAUGUCCAGUAUCCUUGACCAGUCACCAGAUUAAGUGCAUCUACAUGUAGUCAUCUUGACUUUUGAUGUUGACCCUUGAAUGUCACCUUCAUAAUCAAUUCAAGAUUUUCUAGUUCUUCUCCCCUGUCCUUACCUUACCUUACCUACUUAUGUCUUUUGGCAAGACAUUGAUCUACAUUUGCCACACUUAACCCAGGUGAGGUACAUGUAAAUGAGUACCUGGUAGGAUUAUUCCUUGAAAUGCACUGUGCACUGGUAACGACUGCCGGAGCUAAAGUUAAAGAUGGUCGUGGUCUUGAUCAUUGUGGGAACCAUGAGGACGGUGACCAGGACACUAAGAUGGCUCAGUUUGUUUCGCACCUCAUCUUCCACACACUGAGGAAGGCCAAGGACAAGUACUUCAAUGGCAAGCUUCUCAUCCCCAGCAACCUCCCGGAUCAUGUGGCACGCGACGUCCUCCUCAUGGCACGAGAAGAACCCUGCGGGGUGCGCGGAUGCUCCUUGGACAUUGUAUACGAAGAUGGAGAAUCGUGCAGGAGAUUGGGAAGGGUCGCUGUCGACCCUGACACAGUAACGACUUUUGAAAUCACCGUUGUGGUAGGGAGGGUAUCGCCGAAAUGGUUCUUGACGAAAAUGCAGUCGGUUUUAAGGAACUCUGUCGAGCAGACCGUCUUGAAAUCAAGUUACAAGCUUGUGAAGAAUAAACUCUACAGACGGAACGGAAGCGUAUGUAUCAAGGAAGGAUCAUAAAAACUGUCAAGCAAGGACUCUUUUUUACUUUUUUUACAUUAUAAGCGAACUUUGUGGUUAUUGCAAUAAACUUUCUACACUGAGCAACGUGAGGUUAUGAACUAGAUCUGCAGAUUUUCUUCCGCAUAUCUCUUAUCCCUGAUUCCUUUUAUAAAGUCUUCAAUUUCUUUUCAGAUUGUUUACACGUACAUGCAUGUCCACUGCAAUAUUCUUAGUUAUGAAGAACUCUCAUCGAUUUUGUUUGUCUACUACCAGUAUUUUGUUCUUAAGGAGCACAAUUAAAAGUCAUUGUGCUAGCCUCGUGCAAACAAUAGCCAUAGGUUUUCUUUACUGUGCUGCUUAAGGUUUUCUAGUCUACUGAUGUAAUUGCGUUGCAUUGGUGCUUUGUCUGAAAUUUCUUAUACCAUUCCAUUUUAUAUAAAUGUACCAUGUGCAUAUAUAUGGUGCAGGUUAAUAAAUGCCGCUUUUCUUUCUUGUGUUACACAAUGGUAGCAAUGAAAGCAUAGAUACAAAUUUUUUGUUCUCAUCUUUUUUUUUCUUGUGUAUUCAGUAUCCAUAAAGUCUGCAUCAAUCUGAUCUGUAUUCACAGAGUGGCACCGUUGAGCGGUGCAAAUAGGCAGUAUAUUAAUAUGCCACAGCUGAUGUACAAUUUUUGAUGCUUCUUGUAUUUGGUAAACUUGUUUUCCUUGUAAAAUGUUAAUCUCUGAGUAUUGAUAUACUGCCAUGAGCAAGUAAUACAUCAUUAACAAGAGAUCAAAUCAAACUGCCAAUUCAUGUGAUAUUUAUAAUAAAAUUUCAAUAUGAGGGGCGGUGCUUAGGAGGAAAAAAAGUGUCACAAGAAAUGUGUAGCCUGUUGUGGUGCAUACAGUGAUAAAUAAUUAUAAGUAAAAAUGAUUUGAUGAUUUGGCAUGCUGAAUGCAUGCAUUCAGUAUGCGUUACAUCAUAUAUGGUUUCCAAAGGGGAUUGCUUAGUACACGUAAAAGGUUCUUGAUCAGGGUAACGUUUUGUUCUUUUUUAAUAAUUUUUUUAGUAGAGUUAAAGCUGUUCUGAAAUGCUAUUCAUUCACCAGAAAUAUGUAUUACUAUGAAAGCAUCAUUUAUCUUAUGACCAUUCUUUGUACAUGUGCAUUUUGUAGGCCUGAGCUCAUUGAAUAAUUCUCUGAAUACUACUUAAAGUGCAUGGAAAUGUUUUCAUCUGUCAAGCCUGCAUUACUUGAAACUUGAUGGUUCAGUGGCCUACAAGUUAAAGUUCUUGAGACACAGGGUUUAGUUUAGCCAGUUAAACCUCGUUUCAAAUAAUGCAGGUCUAGUAAAGGCUAAUAGGUUUAAGAAAUGUUUUGUUUGUUGAGAAGCAGAAUGGCAUAAACUCAUGUAGUUCAACAGUGUCAUUCUAACUCUCAACAGAUACAUGUAGUAUUAUUUGAUAAGGGAGUAGUUUAUGUCCAAGCUUACAUUGUGCACCCAAUGACACAUGUAGAUAUGUAGCUUUUUUAAAUCAUAUUUUCUAGGAGUUUACUUUCGCUUCCUUUUGUUUUUUCAUCUCUAAAAUGUUACUUUUGUAGAAUAGAUGUAUCAUCUUGGGCUGGUAUCUGAGAUGUACUUAAAAAUAGAAAAAAAUUGUUUACAAAAAAAAAUGAAACCCUCUAAAUUCUUUACUUAAAAACAUUUAACUACGUUUAUUCAUUUGACGUUUUUUUUAUUAUUAUUAAUAUUAGUCUGGCAAACAUGGUAGCCGUUACAAAAACCGAUCAUGUAUCAGACUUUUUUGUUGUUGCAAAUUCAGUGAAAACACAUUUUGCAAUUAUGUUUAGUUGGUGAGUAGAGCUACAAAAAUGUAGGGAGCUGACGCAAUUACGAAACUGCAUGAUGCCGUAAUAAUUGCAACCAGUAUCUAAUUAUAGCAAAGUAAUUUCUUUACACAGGAAAUAUAUUUGUCUGUGGUUUUCAAUUCAGAUCUGAAGCAUGAACUUUUGUGGUUACAUGUGUUUCCUUUAGCUUGCUACAGCUGUGCUAGUGUUCCGAAUUUUUCACUUCCGUUUCCUUUUUGGGGAUAUUUCCCUCAUUUUUGUUCUAUUUUUUUUUUGGGGGGGGGGGGGGGCAGGGCGUAUAGGGGUCAGUGAUUUUCAUUCACUUUCAGCUGAAUAAUUGCAUUAUAUCAUCCAGAUAGAAAGUAGAUGUAGUCUUAAUUAAAGUUUUGUUUAUACUUUACCGGUAUUUCUUUUUAAUUAGUGUUUAAUCGACCUGUCUAAAUGUGACUCUUGUUGUUCUGAAAUAUACACCUUUCUCCUGGAUAAUUCUAACCCAAUUUUAUAUUUUCUACUUUGUUUGUACAGGACAUGAUUUUAUUAUGUUCACAUUCACAAAUUAUAACAACUGGAUCUUAGUUACUACCAAUUUAUGUGAACGUUCAGUAUGUUUUCAUGUGAAAAAUAUGCAAUAAAAUAUGUGAAGAAAUUUAAAAACUAAAAAA
Molecule: messenger RNA, 3409 nt
Organism: Strongylocentrotus purpuratus (purple sea urchin)
Lineage: Eukaryota; Metazoa; Echinodermata; Echinoidea; Camarodonta; Strongylocentrotidae
Product: DNA damage-inducible transcript 4-like protein
Exons: 2
Coding region: 431-940 (169 amino acids)
Biological process (GO): apoptotic process; negative regulation of signal transduction; regulation of TOR signaling
Cellular component (GO): cytoplasm
Source: RefSeq, a predicted model, not a curated record